Molecule: messenger RNA, 429 nt
Organism: Euleptes europaea (tarantolino)
Lineage: Eukaryota; Metazoa; Chordata; Lepidosauria; Squamata; Sphaerodactylidae
Product: nuclear transport factor 2-like
Exons: 4
Coding region: 6-389 (127 amino acids)
Biological process (GO): protein import into nucleus
Cellular component (GO): nuclear pore central transport channel
Source: RefSeq, a predicted model, not a curated record
ACAAAAUGGCAGAAAGACCUAUUUGGGAGCAAAUCGGAACAAGUUUUAUUCAGUUGUAUUAUCAGCAGUUUGAUACCAGUAGGGAACAGCUAGGUGCCUUUUAUACAGAUGCUUCCUGCUUAUCAUGGGAAGGGCAGCAGUUCCAAGGAAAAACGGCCAUUAUGGAAAAACUGCUGAGACUUCCUUUCCAAAAAAUUCAGCACAACAUAACCUCCCAGGAUCAUCAGCCAACGCCUGACAAUUGUAUCCUUAGUAUGGUUGUCGGUCAGUUGAAGGUAGACGAUGAUCCAGUGAUGGGAUUCCACCAGUUGUUUAUUCUCAAGAACAUUAAUGACAAAUGGAUUUGUUCCAAUGACAUAUUUAGGCUUGCUCUUUACAACUUUGCCUAAAGCAUCUGUUCUCAAAUGUACCUUAACUAGUCUCAAAUUU